Messenger RNA from Ruditapes philippinarum (Manila clam), 3576 nucleotides. RefSeq lists its product as uncharacterized. The transcript is spliced from 3 exons. Gene Ontology annotation, molecular function: serine-type endopeptidase inhibitor activity. Bases 29 to 292 code for a protein of 87 amino acids. The record is from RefSeq and is a predicted model, not a curated record. NCBI's taxonomy places the organism in Eukaryota, Metazoa, Mollusca, Bivalvia, Venerida, Veneridae. Gene Ontology annotation, biological process: response to wounding.
ACUAAGGUAAAACUUCAAUUUUAGUUUAAUGAUUUCUCCCAUUCACAUCAAGGGAGACAACAACGCUGACAUGUCGCAAGAAAGUAAUUCUGGAGGGGAACAGACAAGUUGGCCUGAGCUUGUAGGAUUACCAAGUACAGAGGCAGAGAAUGUUAUCAGAGGAAUAUAUAAAAAUAUAACGAUACAGAUUUUACCUGAAAACUCCAUGGUUACAAUGGAUUAUAGAGAGGACCGUGUACGCAUAUUUACUGAUGGUGAGGGAAAAGUUGCUACAGCACCAAUGAUUGGAUGAAAUUUUGUAUUUGUUACGAUCAUUUGGAUUAGACAUUUGUAUCAAGAAAUCUGAUUGGAUGAAAUAUUAUGUAUCAAGCUAUUUGAUUGGAUGAACAGCAAGUGCACUCUCACUCUUAUUUGUGAAGUAGAACUAUUAUAACCACACAUAUGUAUAUGUAAUGUUAUUGGAAUUUACUUCUUUUAGUUAUCAAAUUUUUCUCGAGAAAAUAGUGUGUACCUUUUUUUAACAGUUAAAUUCAUUUGGUAAUAUAUCGAUUAUCUUGAUGAUUUUUGAUAAACCAUUUAAACAUAUGAUUAGUGGACAGACAUAGAUAUUUUAUUUGUGUAUUCCUUGAAUAAAUUUAUACAGAAUAUAAAUAACUUGAGAUAACUAUACAUUAAUAAUUAGAUGUUGUUAAGAUUUUGAUAAAUAAGUUGUAUAUUUUUGUGUUUAUAUAAGAUGGACUAAAGAAGCAAGUUUUAACAAAAAUAGUGAAAAUCCUCUCCCUGUGCCAUAAAGUAUUUCUAAUACAUGUAUAUUCUUAUUUUCUAAAUGUAUUUUUUCAGUGUGGUUUGAAAUAGAUUGUUUUGUAAAUUUUUGGUAAACUACUAUAAAAGUAUAAACUGUAAAACAUGAGUAUAUUUAUUUUGAAUCACAAUUUUGAAAAAAUAUAUAAAUCUUGAUACACUCUAUCCCCAACAUAUAGGUGUUGAAUUUCAUUUUCUGUUAGAAUGCCAAAAUCUGACUCUUAUCAAAAACAUUUUGUUCUUCUGAAAUUUACCAGCAUUAGAAAUCCAUAUAUCUUACUGUUUGAAAAGUUAAUGAAUACGGAUUCUUUUAAUUUAUAUAUGGACACUGGCCUAUAAGAAUUUGUGCAUAUUUUUGUGUAUUGAUGGAUACUAAUUGUGUAACAUUUCAUGAUUUAGGAAAUAAUUCUUUUGGUUGUGUCAAAAUAUUAUUUUAAUUUAAAUGUAUGAAAAGAAAAAUGUAAAAUAACACUUAUUUAUGAUACUCACCUUGUUUAAUAUACAUGUAACUAUGUAUGGUAUAAAUAACUGAUAUUUUCCUCAUCUCUACAUGUAUUGUGCAUAUAAUGAAUAAUUAUAUCUUGAAAUCUCGACACGUGCAUGGCUUGGACAAACAAUUGAAACAAUGUUCUUUUCUCAGAUUAAGUGGGGUUUUUUUUGCCAGAGUGGUUAGGGUUGCUGACUUCAAUACACUUGCCCUUUUACCAAAGUGAAUUAAAUCCCAUUUGGGGCAUUGGUUAUUUUUAUGUAUAUGAGGAAGCUAUUCAGCCAGCAUAGAGAUGAUUAAUGCUUGAUGCUUCUACACGGAUGCCUGCUUGUGCCUAAGGUCACCUGAGAUCUUACUCCACCAGUAAAGCUUGAAACUUAACCCGUAACCUGCUGAGUGCGUGCACUAGACUUGUCUAGCUUCUGUUUUUGGAAAUGUCCAUUAUCAAUUUUAGGGAUAUCAAGGUGAAAGUUUGAAGAAUGUCAGCAAACAGUGUAGAGCCUGGUCGGACUGCACAGGUUUUUGUGGACAUGUAUUGCUCAAUACUGGUGGCAAAGGCUAAUAACUUUUGUUUCCAACAGAUUAAGGGCUAAAAUAUGACCUUCAUUAUGUCAUUGUGACUUGAAUACAAAUAUCCACAAAUUUUAAAAUUUCAUGUGAUGCUUGCACAUCAGCUUUGCUGGAAAAGGGUGUGUUUUAAUAAGAUUUUACAUAUUUUCCUUUAUUAAUUGUAUAUAUAACCAUGUUGGAGAUUGUUACAUUAUGUUUACAUUAUCUCAGGUUGACAUGUCUCUAGAUAGGAGCAGAUUCUUAACAAAUUUAGAUUUAUAGAAGAGAUAUUCCAUAAUAAGCUGACAGGGGCUAUCCAUUUUCCUCCUUUUUUAUCCUUUUGUCUUUCUUAUUUUGUUUCUUACAAAUGUUUGCAUAGUACAAUUGAUAUGUUCCUCAUAUCAUGAUUUUUUAAAAAAAAAGAAUGUUAAAUAUGCAUUUCUAGGAAAAUGGCCUUUAAUAAUGUUGUUUUCUGCUCAUCUUUAUUUACUUAAAAAAUCACAAGAUAAAGUAAGACAAAAUAUCUGAACAAUAUACUGUUUAUCUAUUCUUUCAGGAAUGAGAUUGAAAAUUUAAAAAAAAUCUUGCAUGUGAAGUCAACAAAUAUGUGAAAUAUUUAAGUAUGAAUUUCAAAAUAUCCUGUGUUGUUUAGAAAUAGGUGCAUUUUAAAAGUUUAAGAUGUUAUACUAUGUGCAUUGAAAUGUGAAAUAAAACAUAGAAAAUAUUGAAUUUUGUGCAAUAAAGUGACAGUUGCAUAAUUUUUUGUGAUAUUAAAUUUUAAUUGGUUAACAUUUUAUGUUUUUCCUGUAUAAUUCAAAAUAGGAUGUGUAUACGUUUUUGCAUAAAAAUACUUGCGUAUUACUCAAACAGAUGAAAAUUCAUUGCUUUCUAAUGAAAAUACCAUAUAAUCCACUGUGAUUUAUCUCAAAGAAAUCUUGACAUGAAUAUUCUUUUUAUAUAAUCAAUUCAUGGAAUGAAAUGUCUGUACUAAAACUAUUUAAUAAUUGUAACCAUAGCAACUUGGUACAUGUAUCAAAUAUAAAAAGCUAUUUAAAUUGAUCAUCAAAGAUUACACAGCUUUCCUUUCUGAAAUUAAAUUUCUAGAAAUAGGAAUCUACAAAACACUCCUGCAGCUAGGAUAUAUUUUCUUUACCUUGAUUAAUAAGAAAGAAAAAAAAAAGAUUUUGUAUUAGAUUUAUAUAACAGAAGUAUAUGAUAUACAAAUACCACAUUCAAAUAAAACAUAUCAUAAACUGUGAUAUUAAAGGGACUCCACUGACGUGCAUAAGCCUAAAAUAAGAAACAAACUCAAAAUUAAAUACAAUGUAAAUAGUGCCAUUCUUAGCUCCUUUUGAGUUAAAAGCAUUUAAAUGCUUUUCAUUUUUUGGGUCAUUUUGCACAACAAAAUUGAUUACUCUGAGAUCAGCAAAUGUUUUGAAACUUUGCACACAAGUUAUUGGUAUAGAGCUAGAUCAAAAAUAUAAAUUUCUUUGAUGAAUAUCCAAGUCCCAUCAUGUCAAAAAUCCUCAGAUGAGUCCCUUUAAAUUCUUUACUUUUUCCAUUUGUUCAUCUUUUGUUUCAAAAUUUGUUGUAUCAGUUUGUUAUAUGAUAGAUGACACAAUAAUUAGUUAUAAAUAUAUUUUCUAUCUAUUUAUAUCUAUUUAUAAUCAUACUGUUUUGAUGAUUUAUUUUUACACUACACAAAAAGUCUUUGCUUUAAAUAAACAUGAAAAAUUGGA